CAGCGUAGAUCGCUUGGUUAAUUAUAAUGGCAGCGUUCUAGUUUUGACGCGUUGCGUCUCUCGCAGUUUACAGCACAGAAACAAGCUCGAGCUGCACAACCGGUUAGACGCCUCCAAACCCGGAAGACGCGCGGAAGGGAUGGGGAAGAUCUCUCAUUUCACUUGAUCAAACUUUACCAAAAUUCACAAAACUUCGACUCCUGUCAGUCACUUCAGGUCACACAACAGCUUUGAUAAGGAUGGCAGCGUCCGCGAUCUUCAUCCUGGACCUUAAAGGCAAGGUGCUCAUAUGCCGAAACUACAUGGGCAACGUGAACAUAAAUGAGAUUGACAACUUUAUGCCCAUAAUGAUGAAGAGAGAGGAAGAUGCAGAUGUGUCACCAGUGGUUAUUCACGGCUCGACCCACUUCCUCUGGAUCAAGCACAGCAACCUCUACUUGGUUGCAAUAACAAAGAAGAAUACCAAUGCUGCUCUUGUAUACUCCUUCCUGUACAAAUUAGUGGAGGUUUUCACUGAAUAUUUCAAGUCACUGGAAGAAGAGAGUAUUCGAGACAAUUUUGUGACAGUAUAUGAGCUAAUGGAUGAAGUCAUGGACUAUGGAUUCCCUCAGACCACUGAUAGCAAGAUCUUACUAGAGUACAUCACCCAACAUGGGCAUAAGCUGGAGGUGGGAGCACCCCGGCCCCCAGCUACAGUAACCAAUGCUGUGUCUUGGAGGUCAGAGGGAAUCAAAUACAGGAAAAAUGAAGUCUUCAUGGAUGUCAUUGAGUCUGUCAACCUAUUGGUCAGUGCUACAGGCAGUGUUCUGCGUAGCGAGAUUCUGGGCUGCAUCAAACUCAAAGUCGUUCUGUCAGGCAUGCCUGAGUUAAGGCUUGGACUCAAUGACAAAGUUCUCUUCGAGAUCACAGGCCGAGAGAAGAGCAAGUCUGUGGAGCUAGAAGAUGUUAAAUUUCAUCAGUGUGUGCGUCUGUCUCGCUUUGAGAACGAAAGGACUAUCUCUUUCAUCCCACCUGAUGGAGAAUCUGAACUAAUGUCUUAUAGACUCAACACCACGGUGAAGCCUCUAAUAUGGAUUGAGAGCGUUAUAGAGAAGUUCUCUCACAGUCGAGUAGAGAUCAAGGUUAAGGCCCGCAGUCAGUUCAAGAGCCGCUCUACUGCCAACAAUGUGUCCAUCUUAGUUCCUGUUCCCAGUGAUGCUGACUCCCCCAAAUUUAAGACCACCACGGGCCAGGCUAAAUGGGUUCCUGAGAAGAGUGCUGUGGAAUGGAACAUCAAGUCCUUCCCUGGCGGGAAAGAGUUCAUGAUGCGAGCUCAUUUUGGACUGCCAAGUGUGGAAAAUAAUGAACUCGAGGCCAAACGACCAAUCACAGUGAAGUUUGAGAUUCCGUACUUCACAGUGUCAGGCAUUCAGGUGCGAUACUUGAAGAUUAUCGAGAAGAGUGGAUAUCAGGCAUUACCGUGGGUGCGAUAUAUUACUCAGAGUGGAGAUUAUGAACUGAGGACCAACUGAGAAAGGACAGCGCCUGUGUAUGUUGUUUGUUCUGUCUGUCCUUUUUCAUCUGUGAGACUGCUACUGCUUUUUACACAGCAGUUGGACUGCUAUUGCUUUUAUCUGAGAUCAGGAUUAACAAAUUAAACAAGGAAGUCAGACCACAAAAUGAAUGUGAAACCCCAUGAAACAAUUGAUUUUGGAUUAUAAUCCUAAAGUCGUGUUACAGAAACAUCCUAGAAUCUACCUAUAUAUGUAACGGUAUAUAUAAAAACAUCACUUUUCACCCUCAUUGUGUCGUUC
Carassius carassius (crucian carp) is the source of this 1793-nucleotide messenger RNA. It is a transcript of the gene ap1m3, whose product is annotated as adaptor related protein complex 1 subunit mu 3. Gene Ontology annotation, molecular function: clathrin-cargo adaptor activity. NCBI's taxonomy places the organism in Eukaryota, Metazoa, Chordata, Actinopteri, Cypriniformes, Cyprinidae. Gene Ontology annotation, cellular component: clathrin adaptor complex; clathrin-coated vesicle. The coding region runs from base 240 to 1511 and encodes 423 amino acids. The record is from RefSeq and is a predicted model, not a curated record. Gene Ontology annotation, biological process: vesicle-mediated transport; intracellular protein transport. The transcript is spliced from 12 exons.